GACCCGGCGCUGAACGUGGGGGACUUUGAGUCCCUGCGGGCCCCGCUCGACAUCCCCAUCCCUGACCCUGCCAAGGAGAAGGCAAAAGCCGAGCGCCGCAAGAAGGAAGAAAAGAAGGAAGAGAAGAAAGACGAGAAGAAGUCGGAGGAGGAGGAUAAAGCGCCCCCCUGUGGCCCCGUGAGCAGCAACGAGACGGUUGUGGGGCUGGUGAGCCGAGUGAAAGCCGAGAUCCAGGGCGCCAAGGAGGAGCUGGGGCUGGUCUCUGUCUGGGUUCAACUCCAGGUGCCCCGUAUCGAAGACGGCAACAAUUUUGGGGUCGCAGUCCAGGAGAAGGUGUUUGAGCUGAUGACGGCCUUGCGGACGAAGCUGGAAGGAUUUCAGACCCAGAUCUCCAAGUAUUUUUCCGAGAGAGGCGACGCAGUGGCUAAAGCGGCCAAAAAUCCUCACGUGGGUGAUUACCGGCAGCUGGUGCACGAAUUGGACGAGGCGCAAUACGCUGAGAUCCGGCUGAUGGUGAUGGAAAUCCGGAACCUCUACGCCAUUCUCUACGACAUUGUGGUCAAGAACUUCGAGAAGAUCAAGAAGCCACGGGGCGAAACCAAAGGCAUGAUCUACUGAGUGACCUUUCACCUCCGGCCUCCACCAAUCACAGGGCGAGUUGGGAAGAGAGGCAAAGGCGGGAUUCCUGUCUCGCCGCCUGCUGCUGAUCAGAAAAAUAGAGCUUUAGGGGUUUCGCGGCCGGUUUUGAUUUAAAAAAAAAAAGAAAGAAAGAAAAG
This is a messenger RNA of Terrapene triunguis (Three-toed box turtle), 776 nucleotides long. Its product is annotated as proteasome activator complex subunit 1. NCBI's taxonomy places the organism in Eukaryota, Metazoa, Chordata, Testudines, Emydidae. The annotation marks the transcript as partial. Gene Ontology annotation, cellular component: proteasome activator complex; nucleoplasm; cytoplasm. Gene Ontology annotation, molecular function: endopeptidase activator activity. Gene Ontology annotation, biological process: regulation of proteasomal protein catabolic process; positive regulation of endopeptidase activity; regulation of G1/S transition of mitotic cell cycle. The record is from RefSeq and is a predicted model, not a curated record. The transcript has 8 exons.